This is a messenger RNA of Anisakis simplex (herring worm), 243 nucleotides long. The record is from the annotation of a GenBank genome assembly. Lineage: Eukaryota; Metazoa; Nematoda; Chromadorea; Rhabditida; Anisakidae.
UUGCGUCCACGACUAAUCGUCGUGGACGCCUGCGUCCAAUACAGUCCUGUCUCAUUAUUUCUCAUUUCAAGUUCUAAUCUCUUUGAUUUCAGAUCGCGUGGAUCGGGGACAGUGGAUCAAUGCGAAGGAGGACGAUCGUCUCCUGAAAUCGACAUCCAGCUCACCUACCAGACCCCUGGCAUAUUAGGGGAAGAUGGCCGGUCGUAUGGAAUCAGUCGAGAUAGUGUGUGCAGUGGUCGAUGA